AUGUCCGGAGUUGAUGCGCCCGAGAUCCUCGCGGCCUACGAUGCCGUGCGCUCCGACAAGGAUGCCACCAACUGGCUCCUCAUCUCGUACGCCAGCGCAAUGGGCGAUAAGUUGACCCUCACGGGCACGGGCACGGGCGGCCUCGAGGAGCUUGCCGGCAAGCUGGACGACGGCCAGGCGCAGUACGCAUAUGUGCGCGUCGAGUACGCCAACGAUACCGAGUCGAAGCGGGUCAAGUUUGCGCUUGUGAUCUGGAUCGGCGAGAACACAAAGGUCAUGCGCAAGGCGCGCGUCAGCAUUGAGAGCGGCAACGUCAAGAGGGUUCUUGCGCACCACUCCAUCACCGUCGAUGCCAGGGACAAGAGCGACGUCACCGAGAAGGAGAUUGUACCACGGUUACGGAAGGCAGGGGGUGCUGAUUACAAUGGUGGACGGGGCUGA
Molecule: messenger RNA, 441 nt
Organism: Pestalotiopsis fici W106-1
Lineage: Eukaryota; Fungi; Ascomycota; Sordariomycetes; Amphisphaeriales; Sporocadaceae
Exons: 1
Coding region: 1-441 (146 amino acids)
Biological process (GO): regulation of actin filament polymerization
Cellular component (GO): actin filament; plasma membrane; cortical actin cytoskeleton
Molecular function (GO): actin filament binding
Source: RefSeq, a predicted model, not a curated record